CGUGACGUCAUGGCGGUUUGUGCUUUGACCCGCUGGAUCCGUUGUCGCGAAGAGGCGGCGCGCCGGAAAGCUACAGCAUAGCAAGGAACGAGUAGUAAUCAAAACAACUUCAGGGCCGUCAUCUGCGUUCACCCUUUAGAUUUCAACACAGGGCAUCAGCGGGAGUCUAUACAGUGAUUUGGAGGGACGAAGGACUUGCAAAUACUGGUUUAUGCAAGCGAAGUAAGCGUUUUGACUCCGUAAAACUUGGCUAACGUUAGCUAGCGCCAGGCCCUACUAGUGCUAGCUGUGGGGCUUACUUUUCGCUAGCAAAAGAAAAACAAGGAAUGAGUGAUGACCUCUGUGGUAGUGUCAGAUGGUGGAGGGAACAUAGUGGAGUAUGUCACUGUGGUAGAGGAGUCCCAGCAGUGUGAGCAGCAGCCUGCUGAGGAAGAGGAGGAGGAGGAAGAAGUAGUCCAGCAGGAAAUUGAGGCAGUGAUCAUGGAGGGUGGAGAGGAGGUGGAGGAAGAUGUGGAAGAGGAGGAGGGUGUGGUGCUGCAAGAGGAGGGAUGUCCAGCAGUGAUCGUGGAAGAGGUGCCCAGUGCCCAGGUGGAGGAGUGCUACUCGGCACAGGUCCUGGUCUACGAUGACGAGACGUACCUGAUGCAGGACGUGGCCGAGGAGCAGGAGGUGGUCACAGAGGUGGCCGAGACCGUGGAAAUGUCGGGUCACGACAUGGUGUGUUUUGACAAAACAUUUGAAGCAGCUGAGGCUCUCCUCCAUAUGGAGUCCCCUGGAGGACUGCACAGUGAACGCAACACAGCAGAGGAUGUGAUGAUGGAGACGGUGGUGGAGGUGUCUACAGAGUGUGGACCCAUAGAAGAGGAGUCCUUCCCCAUCCCUCCUGAGUGUGAACCUGCUGCCAAGAAGAAGAGAGGAGGUGGACGCAAGCCCAAGACACACCAGCCUGCUUCCAAUGGCUCCUUUGACUUGGGGAUCAAGAAGAGACCGAGGGAGGGCAAAGGCAACACCACCUACCUGUGGGAGUUUCUGCUGGAACUGCUGCAGGACAAAAACACAUGUCCCAGGUACAUCAAGUGGAUGCAGAGGGAGAAGGGCAUCUUCAAACUGGUCGACUCCAAAGCCGUGUCCAAACUCUGGGGGAAACACAAGAACAAGCCCGACAUGAACUACGAGACCAUGGGCCGAGCCCUGAGGUAUUACUAUCAGCGUGGCAUCCUGGCGAAAGUCGAGGGUCAGCGACUGGCCUACCAGUUUAAAGACAUGCCCAAGAACAUCCGGGUUAUUGAUGACGAGGAGGAUGGAGAGGAGGUGGAGGACGGCGAAGGCGUGGUGACUGUCCAGCACCCGGUUCACCAGCAGGGCCCCAUCAGCCUGGGCACCAAUUCCCCACCUGCCACCCAACCUCAGCAGACAUACGUCACCGUCAUCCCCAGCAACACUGCUACCAGGCAAAUCCGAGCCAUGCCAGUGGUCAUGACUAACUCACUAGGUCAGGUGACGUUAAACUCCUCCUCCAUCCUUACCACGGGAGUCCCAGUAACGGUAGCCAACGCCUCUGCCAGCAACCCCCCCAAACUGGUCAUCCAGGCUUUGCCCACUGUGCUACCCGCUGGCUCCAAAGCAGGAGAGAAGAUCACCAUCAUCACCAUCCCGGCCAACCAGCUGGCCACACUCAUGCAGGCUAACCCAUCAGGCCAGAUCACACAGCUCAUCCAGGCUAAACCUGUUGCUACGCAGGUUGCACAGGCCGCCGCCAAGCCUGCCGCCAACGCGCCUACAGUCCAGCUGACGGCAGGCCGGCCGACACCGCAGCUCAUCCUGGCUAAACCGGCAGCAGUGGCCCAGCCGCUGCCGCAACUCUCUGUUCAGGUUGGCCAGCCUCACCCUGCCCUGCCCAAAACCCCCAUCCAGCCCCCAAAGCCCUCCAGCACUCAGCCCGAGGCAGCACAAUCAGAGGCAGCAUCUGAGGUUCUGCUCUCCUCCAGCCCGCCAGCCACAUCAGCAGAAACCCCAUCAUCCUGAGAACUCUGUCCUGAGCCGAGGCCACCAGGGGAGUACAGGAAGUGACUGUGGACACUGCUGAGGAAGUGCAGGGACCCCCCACUCUGUCCUGCCACAGAGAUCCUCUCUGAUUGGCUCAGGCUGUCGGCCUGACAUUGGUCUCCACGGAGAUGCUCUUACUCUGGAGCUGCUGAAGCCCCACAAAGGAUUAAAGGGACUGUUGUAGAAAGACAUGCAGACACACAGAGAUCCUUCAGAGCUCAGAACACACGGGCAGCCUUAGAUUGUACAUGAAAAAAACUCCUUUUUGUAAUGAAAUGUAAUAUAAAAAGCCUGACAAGACUUUGCUGUAAACAGAAAUGUAAAAAUCAUUUUUUGAUACUCAGCAGGUAUGCAUCAGUACAGACGUAGGUUGAAUUGAUCUGUUUGAUCGUCUGUUACGGUCCCUUGGUGUGUCACAUUCUCUCAACCCUCGUCUUUUUUUACUGUUCAUAAAAAGGGAGUGAAAGGAUGUCUGCAUCAACACAAGAGAAGCAAAUGGUGUGUUCAACGUCUGAAGUAUAAUAUACUAUUUUUUUUUCUUGUACUAUCAGUGUAUUGAAGUAGAUUUUACUGAACUAUGUAUUAUAAAAAAACAACAAAUGUGAAUUAAAA
Messenger RNA from Scatophagus argus, 2658 nucleotides. RefSeq names its product E74-like factor 2a (ets domain transcription factor) (gene elf2a). Gene Ontology annotation, molecular function: DNA-binding transcription factor activity, RNA polymerase II-specific; sequence-specific DNA binding. Gene Ontology annotation, biological process: cell differentiation; regulation of transcription by RNA polymerase II. The record is from RefSeq and is a predicted model, not a curated record. Lineage: Eukaryota; Metazoa; Chordata; Actinopteri; Scatophagidae. The transcript has 9 exons. Bases 334 to 2025 code for a protein of 563 amino acids. Gene Ontology annotation, cellular component: nucleus.